UCCGUCGAUAGCCGUUUGUUCAGCUUUUUUCCUUAUUUACUUUUUGUAUUUUUAGUAAAAAUAAUUAAUUGGAAAUGAAAUAAUUUAAUCUGUAAAAUUCAAAUGAGGAAAUCGACACAGCACAGCACAGCUGAAUAUCGGAUUUAGUUUGACAGCAUCCAAACAAGAGUCGCAAAGCAAACCGGCUUUGUUGUCGUUAUCAUUCAAUCUGUUUGGAGCGUUUCCGAAAGUUUAUUGAACUCCGACGCAGCGUGCAUUAACUUACGGCAAUAAAUACACAAUGAUUAAGAUUAAGCCUACUUAGAAACGAGAGUGUCGCGGCUGGCCUACACCAGGUUAGCGUAGCGCAAGCCCUUGACCAAACUGCCGCUGAAGCUGUCGCUGUCGAUGAAGCGAAUGCCAUCUUCUAGACAGGACUGAACACUGCAAGGAUACUCUGCACCGUACGCACUGCUGUCCCAGCGUAUCUGCAAUUCGUAGGACAGCUCCGGGCCCCCUGGUAUGCACCUCUCGCCCGGACAUCUCAAAGUCGUGCUCAUUCUCGCCCUGCUGCAGGACCUGCAGAUAAGACCACAGAAGGAUAUAUUCAGGGCACAUCUCGAACGGGAUCUGCGGCUGUGUCCGGCCUGCUUUGCCGGACAGCGUUGGCAGUGCGAGGAAAUCUUCGAGGACAUCGCGGAGCCCUCGGACUGGAGCAAGCUGCUCAAGAGCAUCAGUCUGCUGUUCGAUCGUCGUGAGAUUUACUUUCUGCAAUUGAAUGGGGGGGCCCAGCUGGUGGCCAAAAGAAAGGCCAUUGAGCAGCAACCUUACCGCAAUGUGGACUCCCUGCGAAGAGAAUUUCUUGAGAUGGAGGAACGUCCCGGUGGGUUCCAGCUUUGCCGGAGCGGGUCCCGGACCCCUCGGUUCGUGAGUUACUUCGAACAGCGCGGCCAUGAGGCUGCCACCAUCUGGUACUAUAUGAUGCACAGCGUCACCCCAUUGCUGAUGCAGGAACUGUUUCUGCUGGAGUUUCCAGUGCCUCGGAGCUACGGGGCCUGUGGCCUGACCCAUUUUCAAGCCUAUGCCGGACGCACGCUUGUGCACUACGCCGCUGCUGUCGAGAAUCUGCGCCUGGAAAUGGCCAGACAACUGCUUCAGCUGUCCCUAAAGCUCACCUUUGGCUUUGCGGACUUUCGCAUCUUCCUAACGGACCUCACGGCAGACAAUCUGGCCUUUGACGAGCCCAGCCAGAGAGUGAUCCUUAUCGACCUGGACUCUGUGGUCCUAGUGGACGCGUCAGCACCAUUGGGCAACGCCCAGAAGUACGAGCCCCUGCCUGGCGAUGGUUUCACGUUCGAUGUGAAGGAAUUUUGCGGUGGCCAGCAGCUAGACGCGAAUGUGUAUCAGGCUUGUCGGCUGCUAAAAGACUUCCUUCUCCAGGAUCUGGCCAACGAUAGGCUGGAGAUGCUGCUAGGCCAAUGCGUGCGAUGCGACAACGAGACAUGUGAUAUGCGCUUCCAGCAGGCGUACGACUUGAUCAAGCUUCUGGGGGAGCUGCUGGACAGGUAGCAUCUCGGACGAAGGACACGAUGAGGUUGGGCUAAGGUAACAUAUGGAGGAUACUUUAAUUUAAGUAGGUAACCAUGUUUAAUCAUACAACUCAUCCAUUACACGCAAUAUACGAUCUAACUGAACUUCGCCCGA
This is a messenger RNA of Drosophila obscura, 1683 nucleotides long. Its product is annotated as divergent protein kinase domain 2A. Lineage: Eukaryota; Metazoa; Arthropoda; Insecta; Diptera; Drosophilidae. The coding region runs from base 502 to 1548 and encodes 348 amino acids. The transcript has 2 exons. The record is from RefSeq and is a predicted model, not a curated record.